Molecule: messenger RNA, 789 nt
Organism: Dentiscutata erythropus
Lineage: Eukaryota; Fungi; Glomeromycota; Glomeromycetes; Diversisporales; Gigasporaceae
Source: the annotation of a GenBank genome assembly
AUGAAUCUAAUAUUACCAUUAGCACUUCUCAACAAUUCUCUGAUAAAAAGCGAUGCUCUUGUUGCGGUGUCAAUAAGAAGAAGAAGGAUUUUUAUAGAUCUGAUGACCCAAAUGAAAAUGCUACUUGUAAUCGGUAUUAUGAAAGACGUAAGAAUAAAAGAAAAGAAACGAAUUCGAUUUCCAAAAAUGAAAGCCAGCACUGAUAUAACACCAAGUAGUAGUAGCAGUACUUCUACUUCCCAAAUCAAUAGUAGUAUCGAAGAAAUAGAGCUAUUUCCAGAACAAGAAAACACUCUUAAAGACAAUAAAGAUGAAAACUUUGGUAGCAAAGACUAUGGUAAUGAUGAUAGUCCUCUAUAUAGUCUAGACGAAGUUCAAGAAAUUAUAGCCAAAAAAUUUUAUGAAGCGGAGAGUAGUAAUGAAAAUGUAAAUUUUGCACUUGAAAUUGAGCUAGACCAACAACUUCUCGAAAAGUAUAAUCCUGUUGAAAAUGAAAAUAAGUUAGUUGAAGAAAAAAGCUCUACAUCCAACCACGUAUACGAUAUAUCAGAAACAUGUAAUAUAAUAGAAUUAAGACAAGAAAAGCUUUCUCACUAUAAAAAAACAUUUGAUACUGCAUUAGUAUUAUAUGAACGGGAAAUGAAUAAUGAUAAAUUUAUUGAAAAUUUUGAUACCUUAAUGAAGCCAAUUGUCAGAGCUAUUGAUGAGUGUGUACAAGUAUUAAAUGCACACAAACAGCAAAGUACUACAGAGUCAUCUAAUGGAAAACUUUCAUUUUGGCUAUGCUAA